This is a messenger RNA of Lontra canadensis (Northern American river otter), 3956 nucleotides long. It is a transcript of the gene CPNE5, whose product is annotated as copine 5. Lineage: Eukaryota; Metazoa; Chordata; Mammalia; Carnivora; Mustelidae. Gene Ontology annotation, cellular component: plasma membrane. Bases 642 to 2474 code for a protein of 610 amino acids. The transcript is spliced from 22 exons. Gene Ontology annotation, biological process: cellular response to calcium ion. Gene Ontology annotation, molecular function: calcium-dependent phospholipid binding. The record is from RefSeq and is a predicted model, not a curated record.
AGCUGGCGGGAGGCGGCGGCUUCGGGCAGAUUUGAUUUUCCCGCAGCCCGGGCGCCCCGAAGCCCGAGACCGAGCCCGAGCCGAGGAGGUGGCGCUCGCACCGGGUCCCCGGCCCCGCUGCCGCCCGCGCCGAGCUCCAGGGAGAGGCGGCGCAGCCUCGGCGCUCCGGGCUCCGCGCUGCCGGCGUCCGGCCACCCCCGCCGCCCGCGCCGGAUCCGGCCCCCCACGCCCCUCUUCCCUCUUCCCUCUUCCUCACGCCUUCGGUCCCCACCCGAAGCUGCACACCCCUCUCCCCAUACCCUUCCCCACGACUACGCGCGCGUCCCUCCCGGUGUCCUCUCCCCGCGCCCCUCCGCCUCUCUCCGCUGCGCCCCAGCUCCGUGGGCACCUGGCCCCUCUCUGCCGGCCCCCCAGCCUCCUCGUCGCGUCACCCGCACCCCCUCCUCUAUCCGCGGCCCCCGCUCCCUCCGCCCCCCCUUCCCUCUCUCACUUCCCACGCCCCCUCUUCGCGCUCCUCUCUCCUCCCUUUGCCGCCCAGCACAGGCUCCGGAGUUGGGGGAGAGCCCAGGGUUUCAGUCGCUUUGGAGGAGGCGUGAAUCGCGCAGGGAUUGACUAAUUGGGGGUGGGGGGCGCGGUGGGCGAUGGAGCAGCCCGAGGACAUGGCGUCGCUGAGCGAGUUCGACUCCUUGGCGGGCAGCAUCCCGGCCACCAAGGUGGAGAUAACCGUGUCCUGCAGGAAUCUCUUGGACAAAGACAUGUUUUCCAAGUCCGACCCACUAUGUGUUAUGUAUACUCAAGGGAUGGAGAACAAGCAGUGGCGGGAGUUUGGACGCACUGAAGUCAUUGACAAUACACUCAACCCUGACUUUGUGCGCAAAUUCAUUGUGGAUUACUUCUUUGAGGAGAAGCAGAACCUCCGUUUUGAUCUUUACGACGUUGACUCGAAGAGCCCGGAUUUAUCCAAACAUGAUUUCCUGGGCCAGGCCUUCUGCACCCUCGGAGAGAUUGUGGGGUCCCCUGGGAGCCGCCUGGAGAAGCCCCUCACGAUAGGAGCAUUCAGCCUGAAUUCCAGGACAGGCAAACCCAUGCCAGCUGUGUCCAACGGAAGUGGUCUUUGGAUGGAAAGUUUGAGAACCACUGGUCUGGAAGCCUCCGGUGGGGUCCCAGGGAAGAAAUGUGGCACCAUCAUCCUGUCCGCUGAGGAGCUGAGCAACUGUAGGGAUGUAGCCACAAUGCAGUUCUGUGCCAACAAGCUGGACAAGAAAGAUUUCUUUGGGAAGUCCGACCCCUUCUUGGUGUUCUACAGAAGCAAUGAGGAUGGAACGUUCACCAUCUGCCACAAGACCGAGGUCAUGAAGAACACCUUAAACCCAGUUUGGCAAACCUUCUCCAUUCCUGUGAGAGCACUCUGCAACGGGGACUACGACCGGACCAUCAAGGUGGAGGUGUAUGACUGGGAUCGGGAUGGCAGCCAUGACUUCAUUGGCGAGUUCACCACCAGCUACCGGGAGUUGGCCCGCGGACAGAGCCAGUUCAACAUCUAUGAGGUGGUAAACCCGAAAAAGAAAAUGAAGAAGAAGAAAUACGUGAAUUCUGGCACGGUCACGCUGCUUUCCUUCGCUGUGGAGUCUGAGUGCACAUUUCUUGACUAUAUCAAAGGAGGGACCCAGAUCAACUUCACGGUGGCCAUCGACUUCACGGCUUCCAAUGGGAACCCGUCGCAGUCCACGUCCCUGCACUACAUGAGCCCCUACCAGCUGAACGCCUACGCGCUGGCGCUGACUGCAGUCGGGGAGAUCAUCCAGCACUAUGACAGCGACAAGAUGUUCCCUGCCCUUGGCUUUGGGGCCAAGCUGCCACCCGACGGAAGGGUGUCCCAUGAGUUCCCGCUGAAUGGCAACCAGGAGAACCCUUCCUGCUGCGGCAUCGACGGCAUCCUGGAGGCCUACCACCACAGCCUGCGCACUGUGCAGCUCUACGGCCCCACCAACUUCGCCCCAGUGGUGACCCACGUGGCCAGGACUGCGGCCGCAGUGCAGGACGGCUCCCAGUACUCGGUGCUGCUCAUCAUCACGGACGGGGUCAUCUCGGACAUGGCGCAGACCAAGGAGGCUAUUGUCAAUGCUGCCAAACUCCCCAUGUCCAUCAUUAUCAUCGGAGUGGGCCAGGCGGAGUUCGAUGCCAUGGUGGAGCUGGAUGGUGAUGACGUGCGGAUCUCCUCACGGGGGAAGCUGGCAGAGCGGGACAUUGUCCAGUUCGUGCCCUUUAGGGACUACGUGGACCGCACCGGCAACCACGUGCUAAGCAUGGCGCGCCUGGCCCGUGAUGUGCUGGCCGAGAUCCCUGACCAGCUGGUGUCCUACAUGAAGGCCCAAGGCAUCCGCCCGCGCCCCCCACCUGCAGCCCCGGAGUCCUCGCCACCACGGUCCCCAGCCCACACUCCCCCUGCCUCCCCCCUGCACACACACAUCUGAGCGCUCUUCCCGAAGGUCUCUGGCCUGUGGUGGGUGGCUCCCUGGGGGGAGGGGGCAGUGGAAGCACAGCUGGGGUCCCCAGACCCCCUUGCAAUAUGCCAUGCCUAGCCUUUGUAACUGUGUGUGCCUGGGAGGCCAGCGGGGGACGGGGCCCUGAAGACUCUGCUCUCAUUUCUCAGCCUCGUGGCCCAAACCCGGGGAAUUGGAGGGUACGUGUGGUGGGGGUGAGGUUCUGGGCCUCUGCCCUUCUCUGUCCCCCCAAUACCUGGUUCUAGACCAGACAGGAAGGGGUUAAAGAUCAGGAGGAUUGGGGUCCCCCUCAGUCCACCUGGGCAAGCCCAUCUGUUCCUCCGUGGCCCUGAAGCCUGAGCUGGGCCGCUCCCCUCUGGGGUGCUAGGAUACCCCGCCCUCCUGUGCCGUAUACUAAUACACUUGGCCCCUGAUCUCUCACUCCCCAGUAUCUACCCCAUCCCUAUUUCCAGUGAACCCUGUGAGGCUGAUGGGUCUGCAGGGAUGCCUGAACAUGUGACCCCCUCCCAGGGACACUUGCAUGCCAUGGGAGCUGAGCAGACCCAUGAAGGGGAGACUGUGAUGGGAGGGCCAUAGGCCACAUGAUGGGCUAGGAAUGGAGGCUUUUUAGAUACAGAGUCCUUUCCGGUGCCUCUCGGGCCCAGAAAGAUGCUGGCUUUAGAUCCAUAGGCCUGUCCCUGGUAUGGGCCCACAGGCACCUCUACAUUUGACUCCUGGUUCUAGGCACCCUCUCCUCCCACCAAGGCUUCCCAGGGCCCUUGGAGCCCAGUCCUCUGCUGCUCCCCUGGAGGCCUUGGAAGGAGCCAUCCAGCCCCAGCACUCCCACGUCGCCACUCUUUCCCACAGGGAAAGGAGACAGGAGUCCUGGGUUUGAGCCUGUGGGAACCCAAGCAAGGCCCUUCCGCCUUCUGGGACUCAGAAGUAGGGCAAGAGGGUUGACCAGAUGGUUCCAGGUUUAUCUUCAGCUCCAGUGUCCUGAGAGUCCAUUCAUGCCAUGCCCAGCUUCCCCAUCCCACGCCUCAGCAGUGUGACCCCCUUACUCCAGGCCGUCUUGGCCCUUAGGGUCACUCUCUUCCCUCCUGUCACCUCAAAUCCACUCUAGUCCUUCAGCCUUUGGCUGUGGGGUCUGAGCCCAAGCCCCUGCCUCUGCUGUGGGAAGGCGGGAAGGGUGAUCUCACCCCUGGGCCCCCCGAGCUGCCCAGCCUUUACCCACACAGGGAGCAAGUCAUGCAUGCCAGCCCCUCCCACUGCAUGGGGCCCCUCAGCCCACGACUCGUCCCAUGCCUGGGUGGAGACCAGGCCCCCAACCUGUCCACUGCCCAACACCGCUUCCCUUCCCGUCAUGCAUGAUGGUGGUGUUUCUAUGCUGUCUGGUCCUGUGCCCGUCUCUGAGACAGUCUCUGUGUGGAAUUUGCCUUAAACUGAAGUAAACUGGGUUCUUUUAGUAAAGUU